AUGUUCGGCACCCCUCUUCUACUACUGCUCCCAUUGACCACCUCGGUGCUCUCCAAGACAAGUGAUGCGGAAUACAACAAGAUCUGCCCAAGAGGUGAUGAUCUGGUGACGCUGCCAUCGGGAAACAAGAUUAGAUACCUUUGCGAUGACUGUUUAAUUGACCCGGUCGCCGAACCUAGAUCUGCAAAAACAAUCGAAGAAUGUGCCGAUAUUUGCAGCACCGAAGAUUGCAAGGCAACUAUUUGGGACAAUGGACGAUGCUUCUCUAGCAAGCUGACAUAUAUUGGACCAUCCCCGGGAAAUUCCCCAGGCUGCAUCUGGAUGACAUCCCAGACAUGCCUCGACAGUAAGGACGAUUGCGCUAAAUGUGUAAAUGAUAAAGAGGAAUGUGAGAAUCAGAAACGCAAGUGCGAAGAUGCCCUUGCAAAAUGCAAGCCUGGUGAUGACGAGUGCGAGAAGAAGGCCCGCAAGUGCCAAAAUGAUCUUGCUACCUGUGAGGACGACAAGGCCAAGGCUGAGAAGAAAGAGCGCAAAUGUCAAGAUGACCUUACUACCUGUGAGGACGGAAAGAAUGACUUGGAGAAGGAGAAGCGCAAGUGCGAAACCGCUCUUGCGAGCUGCAAGCCUGGUGACGAGGAGUGUGAGAAGAAGGCCCGCAAGUGCCGAGACGACCUUAUUACCUGUGAAGAUGACAAGGACAGGUCUGAGAAGAAAGAGCGUAAAUGUCAAAAGGAGCUUCUUACAUGCGAGGAUGAGAAGAACGAGUGUGAGAAGAACGAGCGCAAGUGCCAAGCCGACCUGCAGGAUUCCCAAAAGAAAGCCAGCGACCUUCAGAAGUCGGUUGAUCAAUGUGGUAAUGACCUGGACAAAUGCAAGAAUUCAGGCUCUUCCUGGGGAAAGACAGAUGGAGAGAUCAAGUGCAAGUCUGGUUCGUUGACCACCGCUACUCUCAACGGAAAUAAAUGGUACACCUUGUGUGGUUUUAUUAUCAAUGAUGUGAAAGGGGGUGUACGUGGUUUGACUUUGAAACAAUGUGUGGAAAGCUGCUCCGAGGACGACAAGUUGACUAUUACCACACUGUCCUGCGUCUUACCUGAACCACAGGCGCAUAUUCCGUUCAAGCACACUGUCAAUUGGACUGGGGCCACACCCAUAUACCGCUCACUAUAUACACAGCUGCAAUAUGAUGAAUCGUACUGCACUCUUGGCACCUAG
Messenger RNA from Aspergillus oryzae RIB40, 1215 nucleotides. RefSeq lists its product as uncharacterized. NCBI's taxonomy places the organism in Eukaryota, Fungi, Ascomycota, Eurotiomycetes, Eurotiales, Aspergillaceae. The record is from RefSeq and is a predicted model, not a curated record. The transcript has 4 exons. The coding region runs from base 1 to 1215 and encodes 404 amino acids.